Oryzias latipes (Japanese medaka) is the source of this 3173-nucleotide messenger RNA. It is a transcript of the gene nfxl1, whose product is annotated as nuclear transcription factor, X-box binding-like 1. The record is from RefSeq and is a predicted model, not a curated record. Gene Ontology annotation, biological process: regulation of DNA-templated transcription. NCBI's taxonomy places the organism in Eukaryota, Metazoa, Chordata, Actinopteri, Beloniformes, Adrianichthyidae. Gene Ontology annotation, cellular component: nucleus. Gene Ontology annotation, molecular function: DNA-binding transcription factor activity, RNA polymerase II-specific; zinc ion binding; RNA polymerase II transcription regulatory region sequence-specific DNA binding.
UUCUCCCUGCAGAGGUGGGUCAACUUCAAACUUCUGAAAGAUGAACUUUUAUUUGAGUCCGAACCGAAGUGUUUAAACUCAUGAACGCUCCGUUUGUCCUUCAAAGUGCCGCUUACAGGAAGUGACGUAGUUCAGGCGCCUUUUCCUCUUGUGUUGUUAGCUUACAGCGGCUAGCCGGCGGCUAACAGCAUGAACUGAACACAGGAGGGCUUUCAGAGUGGACUCUGAACCUGCACAGGUGAGGCUGUGCAGGUGAGGCUGGACGUUGGGAGGCGGUUGCCAUGGAGCCCGCCUGGCGACAGCAGGGCAGGGGGCGGGGGCGUGGCCAGAACACUCAGGAUGAAAGACCCCGCCCCUCGCAGAAGGAGAAGGCGGUCCCAGGACGGGGAGGCGGAGGGAUGAGGACGGACCCGGGCCCGGAUCUUCCUCAGGCUGGCGCCGUCCAGUGCAAGUUUGAGGAGAUCCGGAGGUCCAACCAGGCGGCUGCCAAGAGACUGGUGGAAAUCCACGUCAGCUCCUCCUCCUCCUCCUCCUCCUCGGAUGAAGAGGAGAACGAGGACGGGAACCAGAAGGAGGGCCAGAGAGGGAGGAUCCUGGCGUCGACCUUCACCACGUACACCGACCAGACGGGCGGCGACGCCUCGGCUCUGACCCGGACCGGUCAGUACGUCAGCGAGCUGUUCCAGUCCGGAGCCGUCACCUGCCUGAUCUGCAUCGCCUCGGUCAGGAGGACGCAGGCGGUGUGGAGCUGCGGCGGCUGCUUCUCCCUCUUCCACCUCCCCUGCAUCCAGAAGUGGGCCAGAGACUCGGUCUUCCUCGUGUCCUCCGUGACCGAUGAAGACUUCGGGCAGCGGGACCACCCGUGGCCGUGUCCAAAGUGCCGGACGGAGUAUCCGCCGAGCUCCACGCCCAGCAGGUACACGUGUUACUGCGGGAAGCUGCAGGACCCCCCGGCCGACCCCUGGCUGGUCCCUCACUCCUGCGGCGCCGUGUGCCAGAGGCAGCUGAAGCCCAGCUGUGGCCACACCUGUCUGCUGCUGUGUCACCCCGGUCCCUGUCCGCCCUGUCCCAAGAUGGUGUCCGUCUCCUGCCUGUGUGGCAAAGCUAAGCCCCUCCCCCGCCGCUGCAGCAACAAGGCCUGGUCCUGCCAGCAGAGGUGUGGGAGGCUGCUGGCCUGUCAGCAGCACACCUGUUCCGAGCCCUGCCACUCAGAGUGCGCCCCCUGUCCCAGAGUGAGCCUGCAGAGCUGCGUGUGCGGCCGCCAGAAGGCGGAGCGGCCCUGCGCCGGCCCCCGCUGGACCUGUGCGCAGGUGUGCGGCGCCCCCCUCUCUUGUGGGAAUCACACCUGUGAACAGGUGUGUCAUGAUGGAGUGUGCCCCCCCUGCCCCCGCUCGCUCAGCAGAUCCUGUCCCUGCGGCAAAACCAGGUCGUCUCUGCCGUGCACGGAGGAGGUGCCCCCCUGUGGAGACACCUGCGACCGCCCGCUGUCCUGUUUGAAGCACACCUGCUCCAUGAGGUGUCACCGCGGCAGCUGUGAGACCUGCCGACAGGAGGUGGAGAGGGAGUGCAGGUGUGGCAAACACCGGAAGAAGACGGCCUGUCAUAAGGAGUACCUGUGCGACUCCAAGUGUCCAAAGACCAGGAACUGCCAGAGGCACCAGUGCAGGAGGAAGUGUUGCCCCGGUAACUGCCCCCCCUGUGACCAGAGCUGCGGGCGAACUCUGGGAUGUCGCAACCACAAGUGUCCGUCUGUCUGUCACCAAGGAAGCUGUUAUCCGUGUCCGGAGACGGUGGAGGUGCGCUGCUCCUGCGGCGCCAGCGUGCUGGUCGUCCCGUGUGGUCGAGAGAGGACCACCAAGCCGCCGCGCUGCAAAGAGGCCUGCAGGUGCCCCCCCUCCUGCCAUCACCCCUCCAGGGAGCCUCACCGGUGCCACCCGGGGCCCUGCCCCCCCUGCAGGCAGCUGUGCCUCCUCCCCCUCCCCCGCUGCAGCCACACCUGCCCACAGCCGUGCCAUGACCUGGUUCUGGUUCGGUCCCAGCAGGUUCAGCUGGCGGGUCCGUGGGAGCAGCCGUCAGAACCGGCGUUCAUGAAGAAGGCGCUGCCCUGCCCCCCGUGCCAAGUCCCCAUCCCAACGUCCUGUUUUGGAGAACAUGAGGUCACCCCGGUGCCGUGUUGUCGUCAGGGUCCGUUUUCCUGCGGGUGUCCCUGUGGACGUCCGUUGGCGUGCGGGAACCACCACUGCAGCAGGAAGUGUCACCUGGUUACCGACGACGACCAGGUGAGACCCUCAGGGUCGUCGUCGCAGACGGACUCUGCAGCCGCUGAGCGUUUGCUGUGUUUCCAGUGUGAGGGGUGUGAGGAGGGCUGCAGUAGGCCACGCCCACCCGGUUGCCCCCACUCCUGCCCCCGCCCCUGUCACCCAGGUGACUGCCCCCCCUGCAACCAAAUGAUCCGCCAGCGCUGCCACUGCAAGAUCAGCAUGCUCUACGUGGAGUGCACGAAGCUGACUGCAGCGGAUGCGCAGCUGAAGGUGCAGCUGGGAUCCUGUGGCAACCAGUGUCCCAAAGAGCUGGGCUGCGGCCAUCGCUGUAAGCAGGUGUGCCAUCCAGGUGUGUGUGAGGAGACGUGUCACCAGAAGGUGAAGCUGCGGUGCUCCUGCAGGAGGAUCAGGAAGGAGGUGCCGUGCUCCCUGUCCUCCCAGUCCUCCCCUCAGUGUGAUGAUGUGUGCAGAGAGCAGAGGCAGCGGCUCAGCCAGCUGAAGGAGGCGGAGCUAAGAGCCGCAGAGGAGGAGGAGCAGAGGAGGCUGCAGGAGGAGCUGGAGGCCUUUGAGAAGCGGCAGCAGCGAGGGGGGAGGAGGAACAAGCGCCGGAGGAGGGAGGAGGUGGACGAUGAGCAGGAGAGGGCGGCCCGGUGGAGGAGGCGUGUCCUCGUGGUCCUGGUCCCGCUGGGCGGCGUGCUGCUGUCCGCCGCCUUCUACUACCUGCUGAGCCCAGCCUGAGGGAGCACAAGCCCCGCCCCCUUCAGCGGCGGGGGGAGCAGUGGCUUUCUGCUUACCUGGAAGUCCAAGUUUAGCUUCUAGUUGAGUUAGAAUCUUCUGGAACAUCUGUGAUCUUCAGACGUGAUCUCUGGAUCUUUACUUUCAUGACAAUAAAAUCCUGAUUUUGUUUCUGAA